UCUGUGUCCUCGCGGCGCGGGAACUAACUGCGCGGUGGUCAGCCGGCGUCCGGAGACGCGCGGGCCGUCAUGUCUCUGGCCGCAGUCGCCGUGUCCUCCGCGGCGGGGCUGCUGGCGCUGGCGCUCGUCCUCAGGAGCAUGGCGCGGGCGUACUGCCGCCUGGUGGCCGGCGGCAUGCUGCUGGCCAAGUGGAUCCUGCUGUGCCUGCUGCUGCCCGCUGCCUUGCUGCGCGGCUGGAGGAAGCCGAGGCGGGUCCCGGCCGCGCGCAGCCCUCUGCUGCUGCUCAGCGGCACCGCGCUCGCAGAGAUGAUCAGGACCAAGCAGGUGACCAGCGAGGAGGUGGUGCAGGCGUUCGCGGCGCGCGUGGCCGAGGUGCAGCCCGUGCUGAACGCCGUGGUGGAGGAGCGCUUCUCCGCGGCGCUCGAAGAGGCGCGCUCCGCCGACCGCCUGGUGCAGUCGGGCCAGCUGAGCCCCGCGGAGCUGGCGCGCCGCCUGCCGCUGCUGGGGGUGCCAGUCACCGUCAAGGAGAGCAUCGCCGUCAGAGGCAUGAGCAACGGCGCGGGCCAGGUGCGCGAGGCGGGCCAGAAGGCGGCGGAGGACGCGGAGGCGGUGCGGCUGCUGCGCGAGGCGGGGGCGGUGCCACUGCUCGUCAGCAACACGCCGGAGCUCUGCAUGAACCUGGAGACCUUCAACAACGUGACGGGGCGCACCAGCAACCCGCACGACAGCCGCCGCACCCCGGGCGGCUCCUCCGGCGGCGAGGCAGCUCUGCUGAGUUGUGCUGCGUCUGUGCUGAGCAUUGCCUCCGAUAUUGGCGGAUCAAUCCGUAUACCAGCAGCUUUCACGGGCGUCUUCGGGCACAAGCCAACUCCAGGUUUGAUAUCUAUUUCUGGCCACAAUCCAACGUCUACGGACAGAAUGUGGUCAAAAAUGUUCACCAUUGGCCCAAUGACGAGGUAUGCGGAAGACCUGCCCCUCAUGAUUCGCAUACUCGCAAACGAGAACGCCAAACUGCUGAAUCUGGAUGAGCCGGUUGACUUCAAAACUUUAAAGGUAUAUUUUGUGGAAGAUGAUGCUGGAUCCAUAGUUUCCGAUAGUUUCAGCCCAGAAAUACGGCAAGCUUUACGAAAUGUGUUGGAUCACUUCAGGACAAAUUACAACACAGAGAUAAAACAGAUGCAUCUUCCAGGUCUCAGUUCAGUUGUGCAAUUGACCAUGCCACUUAUAUUCAUUGAUGGCAUAAAAGAUGCUUUCCAUGACGAAUCUGACCCACAGAAGAAGAAGAGCGUGGUGUUGGAGCUGCUGAAGUUCAUCGUUGGUCGUUCCGAACUUUCCUCUUCUUGUGUGUUGUAUGGCGUGUUGAAGAGUCUGGUCGACUUCGCCACUCCAGAAAGCACAAAGAAAAACAUAGCUGAGGAAAAUGCUAAGCUAAAAGAACAUCUCAAGGAGUUACUGGGCACCAACGCGGUGCUGCUGUACCCCACGUUCGUCAGCAGCGCUACUCUCCACGGAGAGAUACUCACGCGGAUUUUCAACGCCCACUAUGCUUUGGCCUUCAACGUGCUGGAGGUCCCGGCCACCAGCUGCCCCGUGGGUUGCGACAGGAAGGGCUUGCCCAUUGGCAUCCAGGUGGUUGCCGGACCAUCCCAGGAUCGACUGUGUGUGGCCGUCGCCAGGGAGAUUGAGCGAGCCUUCGGAGGCUGGAUCAAGCCUCCAGCAGUGGAAUAAAUGCCCUGAGAACGCUGUGAAGCUAGCGGUGCUGUCCUUCAACACUGAAGUUUGGGAAACUGCUACUCAAGCUGUCCAGUUCAGCCCCACCACCACCACCACCACCACCACCACCACCACUUCAAGACAGUUUGACUUCAUGCCAAACACAUUCACAUCACAAUAUGACCAGCCAUUGAUGUUCUAAAUACAAUGAAGUGCUUAUAUGGUUACAAAAUAGUCUCAACCAUUUCUUGACUGCAAAAAUUGUUUCCUUCUCUGGCCCUUGCUGGACAAACACAAAACUAUGUAACUGCAGUAAUGAGCAAUUGGGCUUACAAUUACAGCCACCCAAAGGUACGGGACUGCUGACUAAUGCAGUGUCAGAGGAAGAAGUGGGGAGGAAAGGGAAAGAAGUGCUAAUAAAGUAUUUUAUAUUUACAAUAACAGGGAAGGAAGAAUGCUGAGCUAAUUAUGAUGUAUUCCAUAUGUUCCACAUGGGUGAUUAGAAGGAGCUUCACUAACUGCAUACAUAAUGUAUAUUCACAAAUAUACAUGUAAUACUAAUCUCGAGGGGAAAUUUUAUACAAAACUCACUAUGGAACUGGUGCAAUGGAAUUUUUUUUCUUGCAGUAAAACAUAAUUUUCACAAAAAAAAUUUAAAUUGUGAAAGAAAGAAGUUAACUACAACAGUGCUAUGCAAAGUACUGCAGUCAUGAAUCAGGAUAUUUUUUAAUAUAAGGAUCUGAGAAGGGAAGAAAAAAAAUUAUUUUUGGUUUUUAACCUGAUGUGCCAUCUAGCACAAACAAGAUAUUUUUUUUAUUUAAUGAUUUUAAUGUGUUUAUUAUAUGGAUACACGAUUACUCAAAAUUUUGACUAGUAGAGUCAAAGUUUAAGUACUUGCCUCAAGCCUAAUUUUAAGGCUUAAAAAUUUUUAUUAGUUUACUGUUUGGUAUAGGGAAACAUCAAUCACUUUCAAUCUCAUAAAAAGCCUCAAGCCUAAUUUUAAGGCUUAAAAAAUUUGAUUAGUUGACUGUUUAGUAUAGGGAAACAUCAAUCACUCUCAAUCUCAUAAAAAGCCUCAAGCCUAAUUUUAAGGCUUAAAAAAUUUGAUUAGUUGACUGUUUAGUAUAGGGAAACAUCAAUCACUCUCAAUCUCAUGAAACAUCAUUCACUAAAACACAUCUGGAGUAUUCUAGGAUUCAAUACCUAGAAAUUGUGAAGCUUGUAAAAUGUGUUCAAUAGGAGGCAUGAUUAGUUGAUGCAGAACUGAUUUUAAAAAAAGAAGUAAUUGUUAUAAAUAAAGUACUUCAGCAUGUGAGACUUAUUUUAUCACAAAAUGAAGAUCAGCAUUGAAUUUUCUAGUGAUGGUGGCUGAUUUUAUAUAAUCUUAUUCUGUAUCUAUGAUUUCUUUUUUUGGACGUAAUAGCGAUCAUUGUUCGCGCAUCAUUUUUGUUUAUGUUAACCUAUACUAGAAAAAAAAAAAACACUUCUCUGGAAGUGACUUAUUCAAAAUUUUGUAAAAUUUGCUGCAGUAACUAAAGUUUCUUAAAAUUUAAAAGAAAUAAGCAUACAAAAUGUCUGUUUCACCAUCUGCCUAGUUGAAAAUAAUAAUGAAGCACGUGAAUGGGAACUCAAAUGAACAAGUGAUUGAAUAAACACACACAAAGCACCAUAAAACUAGUUACUAACGGAAGCAUCAUAACUACCACAGAUGCACCAUAGUUACCGUAAAUAACCAUACAUAUAUUAGACAAAUGAAAUGUUACAUCACAGCUACUUAACCCACUGAGCACAAGCACAAUAUUAUAGUACAUACACCCAGAAUAUUCUUGUUCUGGGCACAUAGUGAAUAGGGCAGCUCCAGAGGAAAAGUUAUUACAAUCACUAACUUCAAAGAUAAAUUUUAUAACCUAACCUUAACCUACAAAAAAUAACUACCUAUUGCUGUAAAUAACUGUGUAUUUAAAUGAGUGAAUAAAGUUGGUUCAUGGUUAAAUGAACCCAAAAAAUCUG
Molecule: messenger RNA, 3723 nt
Organism: Bacillus rossius redtenbacheri
Lineage: Eukaryota; Metazoa; Arthropoda; Insecta; Phasmatodea; Bacillidae
Product: fatty-acid amide hydrolase 2-A
Exons: 11
Coding region: 70-1728 (552 amino acids)
Cellular component (GO): endomembrane system
Source: RefSeq, a predicted model, not a curated record